Molecule: messenger RNA, 2949 nt
Organism: Emericellopsis cladophorae
Lineage: Eukaryota; Fungi; Ascomycota; Sordariomycetes; Hypocreales; Bionectriaceae
Product: phosphatidylinositol 4-kinase PIK1alpha (PI4-kinase)(PtdIns-4-kinase)
Exons: 3
Coding region: 1-2949 (982 amino acids)
Biological process (GO): phosphatidylinositol phosphate biosynthetic process; phosphatidylinositol-mediated signaling
Cellular component (GO): membrane; cytoplasm
Molecular function (GO): 1-phosphatidylinositol 4-kinase activity
Source: RefSeq, a predicted model, not a curated record
AUGUCGUGGGACCUGCUUCAGCGCUUCCUCGAAUCCGACGUUUUCAAUUCGAAUCCCUUCCUCCCCGUCUCCUACCUCUCGCGCUAUGCCGACCAUGUCGGCAUCCACUAUGUCCUGUGCAACAAGCUCCGGCAGUUUCCCUACGAGGAUAUUGAGUUUUUCCUACCGCAACUCUGUCAUCUCAUAAUCUCCGUCGACAAUGAGUCCAUGGCCCUGGAGGAGUUUCUGCUCGAUCUAUGCGAAGAGUCCGUCACCGCCGCCCUGCUUACCUUUUGGCUGUUCCAAACCUACCUGCACGACCUCUCCAACAAUCCCUCGACAAAUGCAUUCCAGACAUGCCGCCGCGUGUACAACAAGGUCCAGCAUAUCGUGUUUGGCCUGGCUGAUACGGGGCGACACGAGAAGAUCAAGGAAAAUGUGCUCCCUGUGACGGUUCUGUCAAGCUUCGUGCUGGCCAGCGUGGCGCUACCCAUGAUCCCCCAGUGGGCCGGGCCCCUGGCUGUUGCGCAGGCGCGCAAACCGCAGAACGAGUUGGAGACGGUGAUGGAGGCGAAAGACAAGGACGGUCCCAAGCCGCAACGCGCAAAGACAGUCACGGCAUCCAGCUCGAAAUUGGCAAAGAGGCCCAAGGGAACGUCUGCCUCGAGUCAUGCCGACGGCGAGGAAGGAAGACCACGGAGCUCCAAGCCAAGUAGCCCAAAGCCGAAGCCAAGACCUGGCACAAGUGAGAGCAAGCGACCGUCUGCGUUAGAGUUGUCGUCACUAGAGGCAAGACUAAGCUCGGCUUCGCUGCCACUGCCGUCACCCAAUGUCUCCACGAGACCCGUGUCGCCAAUGUCUGUAAGUAGUAGCACUACAAGGCCGGGCGACAACAUCAAGAGGAGGCACUCGCAUCACGUCAAGGGCCUAGGGCUGGACAGUGAUCUUUCGGUGGCGCAAAAGGUGGGACUGUUGAGGCAGCACUACUUUAGGUCGCAGACGCAGUUCCUCACGGCCCUGGAAGGCAUCUCAAAUCGCCUUGUUAUUGUGCCGAAACCAGCCCGUAUGAGCGCGUUGCGAGCUGAGUUGGCACUGAUCUCACAAGAUCUACCGGCCGAGGUCGACAUCCCAGUCAUCUGCCCGCCCGCUCUGGUCGAAGGCCAGCCUGGGAAAAGUUGCCACCAUCGCAUCGUGCGCCUCAAUCCUGCCGAGUCGACCGUUCUCAACAGUGCGGAAAAGGUCCCGUACCUCAUGAUGGUGGAGGUCCUCAGGGACGACUUUACGUUCAACCCAGAUACACCGGAUAACCAACGAUUACUCGGGAAGCUGAUCGGAGAAGGAGGCACCUCCAGGCGCCUGUUUGAUCUGUCUUCAGAGUCGCCCAAGGUCACACAAACGCCAGUACCGCCGGCGGAGCCAAUCCUGGACAGUGUUUUCGAGCCGGUCUCUGGUGAUCUGGGCAGCUCACCCAUGCUGAAGCCGUUUGACGACGAGCCUGCUGCCAAAUUUCCGCCGCGGUCCAUACCGCCGCAAAGCGUGCAGCGGAUUUCGAGCGGUGCAACCACAUCAUCGACUACUCUGGAGGCAGUGACCCCACGGACCUCAGGACAGUCAGCAUCGCGAUCAAGCAGCCCGGGUGGGAGGAAAAUGACGUUGAACUUGCCACGGCCGGUGCCGCAAGCUGCCGAUCAACCAGAUUUCUCAGCCCUGGCGACGCAUAUGCGGACAGCGUCGCAGAUGCUCGCGCAGUUGGAAGCCAACAGCGGGAAACGGCCAAAACAGGAAGUGGCUGCCAUUCGGUCCAAGAUCAUUGCCAGCAUGCAAAGCUUAGAGGAGCAGAGCUUUGACACGGAGGAUCAAGGGCCGACGUUCGACACGAUCAUUGCCAAGAACAGCGUUGCGUCACCGCCGAUAGACAAUCCGGACCUAGAUGAGGACGCGCCUCUCGACAAAGCAAUGGACACCAACAUCAAUGCCAGUGCCGGAAGGGAGCGUAUGGAAAACGACUUCAAGACUGGUGGCGUACAGCGCCGAGGCGAUCGCGACGACCCAAGUGCCGCCGUCUUUGGCGAGGCGUGGGAAGCCAAAAAGGAGCGCAUCCGCAAAUCAUCCCCUUAUGGCUGGAUGAAGAACUGGGACUUGGUCAGUGUGAUUGUGAAGACUGGUUCUGACCUGCGGCAAGAGGCAUUCGCUUGCCAGCUGAUACAAGUGUGUCACAAGAUCUGGCUCGAUGCCGAGGUGGACGUUUGGGUCAAGCUCAUGCGGAUCCUUGUGACGGGCGAGUCAUCUGGUCUGAUUGAGACGAUUACAAAUGGUGUCUCGCUGCACUCUCUGAAACGCAGCUUGACGCUGGCGUCGAUUGAGUCCGGGCAGAACCCACGGCAUCGCAUCGCCACUCUAAAGGACCACUUCCUGAAAGCAUUCGGACACCCCGAUAGCAAACCAUACCGGGCAGGCGUUGAGGCAUUCAAGCGGUCACUGGCCGCGUACAGCAUGAUCUCGUACAUUCUACAGCUCAAAGAUCGGCACAAUGGCAACGUCUUGAUCGACAGCGAAGGUCACAUUGUCCACAUUGACUUUGGCUUCAUGUUGUCCAACUCGCCCGGGUCUGUGGGAUUCGAGGCAGCCCCGUUCAAGCUGACACACGAGUACGUGGAUGUACUGGGUGGAAUUGGGUCGCAGGAUUUCGAGGACUACAAGAAGCUAUGCAAGCAAGCGUUCCAGGCACUCCGACGCUCAGCGGACAACAUCAUUGACCUAGUCGCCAUGAUGGGCCACGAAUCGCGCAUGCCCUGCUUCGCGGUCGGUGUGGCGCACGCGACGAAUACUCUCCGCCAGCGCUUUCAGCUGCAUCUCAGCGAGAAGGAGGCGGAGCAGUUUGUCGAGACGGAUCUCAUUGGCAAGUCGUUUGGCAGUUAUUACACACGACUCUACGAUACCUUCCAAUAUCGGACGCAGGGGAUUUAUUGA